Molecule: messenger RNA, 813 nt
Organism: Saccharomycodes ludwigii
Lineage: Eukaryota; Fungi; Ascomycota; Saccharomycetes; Saccharomycodales; Saccharomycodaceae
Gene: BUD23
Product: 18S rRNA (guanine1575-N7)-methyltransferase
Exons: 1
Coding region: 1-813 (270 amino acids)
Biological process (GO): rRNA (guanine-N7)-methylation
Cellular component (GO): nucleolus
Molecular function (GO): rRNA (guanine) methyltransferase activity
Source: RefSeq, a predicted model, not a curated record
AUGUCCCGUCCAGAAGAUUUAGCUCCACCAGAGAUAUUCUACAAUGAAUCUGAAUCUUUGAAAUAUACCAAAAACACCAGAGUUCAGCAUAUCCAAGCCAAAAUGACGUUACGCGCAUUAGAAUUGCUAAAUUUAAAUGAACCGAGUUUUUUGUUAGAUAUUGGCUGUGGAUCAGGACUAAGUGGUGAAAUAUUAAGCGAGGAAAAUCAUAUAUGGUGUGGCAUUGAUAUCUCACCAGAUAUGUUAGCAACAGGACUAUCAACAAGAGAUUUAGAUGGUGGCGACUUAUUUUUAAGUGAUAUGGGUCAUGGAAUUCCGUUUAGACCAGGGACUUUUGAUGCAGCCAUAAGUAUUAGUGCUAUUCAAUGGUUGUGCAAUGCUGACACUAGUUAUAACGACCCAAAGCAAAGACUGAUGAGGUUUUUUAAUUCUUUAUAUAGUAGCCUAAAAAAGGGUGGGAAAUUUGUUGCACAAUUUUAUCCCAAAAACGACGAUCAGAUACAACAAAUAUUGCAGGCUGCCAAAGUUGCAGGGUUUGGAGGUGGGUUGAUCAUAGAUAAUCCAGAAUCUAAAAAAAACAAAAAAUAUUAUUUAGUUUUAACUUGCGGCGCUGGUGGUAGCGAUAUUAACUUGGAGGGUGCUACAAUGAACGAAAGUGCAGUCAAGAGAGAUGCUGGUACAAAAAAGAAGAAUUCGAUUAAAGAAAAUAAAAAAACGUAUAUUCAAAGAAAGAAAGAAUUAAUGCGUAAGAGAGGUAGAAAAGUUGCCAAAGACUCAAAAUUUACUGGUAGGAAGAGACGUCCUAGAUUUUAG